AUGAUCGCUCCCCUCAAUUCCACCUCGACACCCGCCGUCACCAUUCGUAUCCGACCCCUUUUCGACACCCGAACAGAGCGACCCAUGAAAAUCGAGAUCGUCCUCGACCCGUCACGGCCUGCGCCUCCGGCGUCGCUCGCUGCUCGCGUCGCGCCUGCACCUGCUGCUGCGGCACCUGCCGACGGUGCUAGGGGCGGCGGACGGCCCAGGCGUGGCCGUGGUGGUGGUGGUGGUGGUGGUGGUGGUGGCGGCGGCCGGCGCAAGAACGAGAGGCCGAACAAGAGUGUAGCGGACCUGGACGCGGAGAUGGAGGAUUACACCGCCAGCAACGCCCCUGCCGCUUAG
Messenger RNA from Rhodofomes roseus, 345 nucleotides. RefSeq lists its product as uncharacterized. The record is from RefSeq and is a predicted model, not a curated record. The transcript is spliced from 3 exons. Lineage: Eukaryota; Fungi; Basidiomycota; Agaricomycetes; Polyporales; Fomitopsidaceae. The coding region runs from base 1 to 345 and encodes 114 amino acids.